CCUCAUUCACUUCAUUAUAAAUGAACAUGUUGUCGUCCUGCUCCACUUUAUAAGUUGCAUGGUACGCGUAAUACUUAUAUAAGUCAAGCUACAUUAGGUAACCAUACGUCCAGAUUUAUUGCGUCGAUUCAUAAGUAGCUAAAGUUUGCAGGGGCUUCGGACUUUUAGAUCACUCCUAAAACCCCGGCUAGAAAAGUGGUCAUUCAUCGUACGGUCAAGUUCCAGCCCACCUGCAAAAAUGGCCUGUUAACUGAAAUGCAUAACGAAAGCAGCACCUCUUCGGUUGGAUUGUAUUGAGAGAGGAAUAAUCGGAAUUGAUGUUUGUUUUGUGUUUGGUUAAAGACAACAAUAUGCGGUGGACUUGUUUUUCUAAAUGCCUUCCUUCCAAACCUUCCCGAUUAUCGGCCUACUUCAAGAAAUUUGUUCUUUAAUACUACACGGUCGUAGCUUCCCCUCAAAUUCAUUUAGGCACUCGGUUCGACCACGACUGACUCGCUUGUGGACAACAAUUGAUUGAUCCAGUUCCAUUUUCCUUCGUCACUAUGAAGUACCAAAACUCUGCAACCAGUGAAAAUGCCACCACUCCCACGACGACCACGGCCCCAUCCGUCAUAGCACUUGCUCCAUCACCCACGACACCGACAACCUCUCGACCUUCACCACCUCCACCUAAUUAUGACGCCACUGUGUUCAAAGUGCCCACCAAACGUCCCCCAAAACGGCGCAUGGCAAUCGACACGGAGUACGACGGUCGAACGGGGGCCAGUCGUUGGGAGAGCGUGCUUGGAUUACCCAUUAGAAAUCUUCUACGACGACAUCCAAUUUUGGCGCAAGUGUCGAGCGGGACUUCGAGGAACACUUGGGGCUUCGCGUCCUCUUCCACGAAGAAAAACGAUGCUGGCAGUCAUCUCGAACUGAUUUUGGGAAUGAGGAAGAAAGUCUUCCCACCUUCGGUUAAAUUCGUUCCGGUUUUGCGCACCGUGAAAGAAAUCGAAGUCAUUGACUUGGAGUCCACCAAUGAAAAUGAGAAGACCACCCCAAAUUCAGCGCCGGGUGGCGACGGCAAGAAAACUAAGGGAGGAAAGAAGAACGCCGUCAUGAAACCGGAAGCCACCACUUCAACCACGACUGCAGAUGGCAUUGCAACUACUUCCGUCUAAAAGUGAACCUUUUGUGGACUGCUUCUUCUCUCAUUAAUUAAUUCAUGUUACCAUAUUUAGUGUAAAAUUUAUUCAAAAAUUAUUAUACUAAAAAUGUAGGUGCAGUUAUUUUGCAUGACCAGUAGCAAGUAUGUAUAAUAAUAAGUAAAUAUGUACUUAGUAUCGUGUACGUUCUUUCACACAACUUGUCUCUCUGUAUCGUACACUCAUUUAUUAUUCACAAUUGUCCUGUCAGUCACAAUUAGUUUGAAUUAAUCUAACUUGUCCAUACCAGUUCUUACGACUUGUCCAACCAAACUGCUAUCGUAGCACUUUAAUACUUUAAUAUCUGUAGCUGCUUUGUUCUUUGUAUCAUUUUCCAAUCUAUUUCGCCCUUGUUCUAUUAAUCAAUCAUACAUAUUCAAAAAUACCAGCGUGUCAUCAUCGCACCUGUUGAUUUAACUAUACACACAUGUAAAAGGGGUGUAUGUAAAGUCUACCUAUGUGAAAUCUUGUAUCAGUGUACACAGAGGAAAAAAACAUUGGUGAAUUAAAAAUUAACGAUAUUUUUUUGCUUCUAAGCAAUCAGUGUACAGGGUGAGAGCACGUGAUAACUGUUAGAAAAUAGUUUUGAGCGUCGUCUCUAUUUCGCAUUUUACUUUGUUUUAACAACUACUUGUUCCUGUGUCUUCGUCUCAACGUCGUCGUUUUUAAUUGCUCUUCGACAUAAAAAUCUCAUCUUUUAUGAUCUCACUAUUCCGCACCCUCCCUCAAAGUUAACAAUUCUGGUGUAAAAGUCUUAUUGGUCCUAAAGAAGGUUGUUUGAGGAGUGGAAGUAACAAGUGUACAAAAAUUAGUGGGGAAUUUUACACAAUUUGCGUGCAAUUUGUUUGUCACGAUUCGCACGUUAUGUUUCAACAGCAGGACUACAAUAAAAUACCACAUGCACAUAUAAAUAUAUGUCUGUGGACAUGAUAGUGAUUUGCGUGGGUAUGCACAUGUACACUAAAGAGUGGAAAAGGAGAUAAUAAUUGGUAUUUAGUCGUCAUUAUUACUUUUUACUUGUUUUUGCUAAUUGGAUGGAGGACAUUUCUGCGAAUUUGUAGGAAUUUGUAUUCAUGUAAAUCAAUCGAUCCGUGUUGGAAUUUGCACUCAAGUAAAUUUAUAUUUAUAGGAAAAACUCAAUUGCUUCAAGUGACACAAUUUUUUGAAGUGUGAUGAUACCAGGGGCUCUACAUAUACAUUCAGACAUGCAGUGCAAACUUAUCCCAUAAUAUUAUGUAGUACUGAUUACAUUGCAUUACACAAAGAAUUCACUGUAUGUACAUACGUAGAGCGGAUGAUAAGUCACUUUCGAUCACUGCUUAAUUACACAUACAUAGAAAUAUUAUCUGCACGCAUGCAACUAUGUACAACUUUCAUUGUUAUACAGAGAGCAGAUGAGAGAUUUGACGACUAAAGGUCCAUACAUGUGCAUAUUUAUGUUUGGAUGAUUCAGAAAAGUGGUCAGUGGUGUUUGGUGGCUUAUUGACUCGUGGUCGCAGAAAAAGUGUCUCGUUUCUCAUUCCUUUCCAGGAAUGAAUGAGUGCGAAGUAGUGAAUAAAUAACAAUAAUGUGGUUGCAGACGCAAAUAUAUAACAUCAUAAAAACAUGAAAACUUGGUGAACGAAAGCGAGUCAAGGUAUUCUGCUGACUCUCCUCCAGAAAUAAGUACAAUUUUGUAGUUUUAUAAAAUGAGUGAAGGUGAAACGAACCCCGGGUUUGUGCCCGAUCUUAGCAUCGGGAUUGUGGAAGUGAAAGACAUUAAUGGUGAUCUCACGAUUAAUAAAAAGGAGGAUAACAUCAUCGGAAAUGGGACAAAGAUAACUGGCGAAGAAAAACCUGCAGCAGAAGAUGCCGUCCAAAAAUGGAAUUUUAACCGAAGACAGUGGACAUUUAUUCUUAUUUUUGGGGUGACCAAUAUUUUCAGAGCUGUCUCGAUUUUGAUAACCGGACCAUUUUAUCCACCAGAGGCAAAAGAUCGAGGUAUUUCCGAUACAAAGAUCGGAUUUGUCAUGGGAUCCUACGACUUUGCGACAUUUGCUGUUGUUCUCCUUUUUGGAAAGUUGAUUAUUCCCAAGUUUGGGCCAAGGGUCGUAUUAAAAUUGAGUAUUCUUAACCUUGCUGUGUGCAUGGUGCUGUUUGGAUGUUUAGACCUCACCGAAAAUGCCACCGUUUUUCUCACCUUUUCCUUCCUGAUUCGGAUUCUUGCGGGCGCAGGUGACGCUGGCUUUUAUCCGUCUGCAUUUACCAUAUUUGCCCAAGAAUUCGAAGGCAAUGUGUCCACCGCGAUUGGACUAUUUGAGUUCUUAUUCGGACUGGGGGCAAUUCUUGGUCCAAUCAUUUUCGGAUCUUUUAUCGAUUUCACUGGAUUCCUCUCUGUAUACGCAAUCGUGGGGUUUCUCCUCUUUUUCUGCGUUGGUUUAAACCACUUUUGUGUUCCGGGACCAGUGGUUCCGUACGGUGGUAAGAAUGCCAGCAGUGUCGUCGAAGCUCCGGAGGAGGCUGUGCCCACUCCAGAAAUUGACGUCGUGUCCAAGCCCAUUAAGUCGAAAAAGUGGUUCGAACUCUUCUUCAUUCCUUCCAUCCUCGUCGUCAUCAUUAACCUUUUCACCACCGCGGUGAGCAUCGGCUUUUUUACGGCGACUUUGGAGACGCAUCUGGAGCAGUUUAACUUAACCACUUUCGAAACAAGUGUCGUAUUCAUCGUAUCCAACAUGAUUUACAUGUUGACCACACCAGUCUGGGGGAAGAUGGGGGACAUGUUGAAGGGCCAGUGGAGAUAUUUAAUCAUCUUCAUUGGAGCGGGGCUUAUCUUGGUGGGAUUUUGCGUACUGGGGCCACUCCCGUUUUUGCAUGAUAGAUCAACUCUGUGGACCACUUUGAUUGGGUUGACCUUGCAUGGAAUGGGGAUUGGGGGCGCGGUCAUGUCCGCCUUUCCUCACGCAACUGAUUCCGCUAUAGCGUCCGGAUUCUCUGAGACUGAGAAGACCUUCAGCUUAAUAGGUUCCGUGUAUAUUAUGACAUUCACGCUGGGAAAUGCGGUUGGACCUUCGCUGUCAGGUCUGCUCGUGGACCAAGUACAAUUUCAGAAUGCGACACUGCUCGUCGUAGGCCUGUCUACUUUAGUGUUAAUCUCGACCUUCGUUUUGGUCCUGUUUCAACGAGGAAGGAAGAAGCAAAGAUGACGGCAUAUGCUAAUUGUUUAUUGAAUAAAUAAAUCGAAAUAAUACUUAA
This is a messenger RNA of Folsomia candida, 4415 nucleotides long. Its product is annotated as MFS-type transporter SLC18B1. Gene Ontology annotation, molecular function: transmembrane transporter activity. NCBI's taxonomy places the organism in Eukaryota, Metazoa, Arthropoda, Collembola, Entomobryomorpha, Isotomidae. The coding region runs from base 2873 to 4366 and encodes 497 amino acids. Gene Ontology annotation, biological process: transmembrane transport. The transcript is spliced from 12 exons. The record is from RefSeq and is a predicted model, not a curated record.